GGAAUUGACACUCACUUUCCCUAGAAUUGGUACUCGCCCAAAUUUAAAGCCGUGCAGUAAUGUUAUAUUGAUUUUUUCGUAAAACUACUCAAAAUUUUCGGCGAUUGCGUUCGAUCCGGCGACGAAACGGACGCGUCCGCAUCCGAAAUGCACCUGUGAACGUUCGACGGCCGUUUUGUGUUAGUUUCCUCGGUUUCAGUCGAAUUUUCAGCGCCGGCUCCCCGAGGAUUAGGUAGAGGAGAGAAAAUGAAUUAACGACUCGGGAAUCUUCCGAUUUGUAUACAAAUUCCGAUCUAGCGCAAAAUUUUUGGAGGAAAUUAGAGGAAAAUUCGCUCCAUGUUUCGCUGAAGCGGUACGACAAAUGUAAAGAUAUAUUUUUCCACGUAUAUCUUCUAGAUUUUAGUCUUCGUAUUUGGAAUUUUAGUCGUCUUCCCCCCGUCUAAAAAAUCAGUACAUGUCGAAGGGAAUCAACAUGGCGGCCCUGAAGAAUUCGACGUCGAACCGGCCGUUGGACGGCAUCUGCGAUUUCUACAACGGCAAAACCCUGUUCAUCACCGGCUGCACCGGCUUCAUGGGCAAGGUGUUGCUGGAGAAGUUGCUGCGCUCCUGUCCCGGCGUCGCCAAAAUCUACCUGCUGAUCAGGCCCAAGAAGGGCCAGGAGGCCCAGGAACGAUUGCAGCAGCUCGUUUGCUCGCCGCUGUUCGAUACGAUCCGAAAGGAACGACCGAUGGACCUGCACAAGCUGUUGCCCAUCGAAGGCGACAUCACCCAGCCCGAAUUGAACAUCGGCCCGUCCGAUCGGGCGGUACUCGAACGUACCGUCAACGUCGUCUUUCACAGCGCCGCCACCGUCAAAUUCGACGAGAAACUCAAAUUGUCGGUCACCAUCAACAUGUUGGGCACCCAACGGCUCGUCGAGCUCUGCAAGAGGAUGCACCAGCUCGAGGCGUUGGUGCACGUGUCGACGGCCUAUUGCAAUUGCGACCGGUACGAGGUGAAGGAGACGAUCUACCCGCCGCCGAUCGGCCCCGCCCAGGUGGUGUCGCUGGUGGAGGCGCUCGACGAGGACCUGGUGGAUUCGUUGACCGGCGAACUGAUCGGCAAGAGGCCCAACACGUACACGUUCACCAAGGCGCUGGCCGAGAGCUGGCUCAAAGACAACAAGGGCGAUCUGCCGUUGGUCGUCAUCCGGCCGAGCAUCGUCUUGAGCAGCAUCAACGAGCCGCUCAAAGGUUGGGUGGACAAUUGGAACGGUCCGACCGGUAUUAUAGCGGCAGCUGGUAAAGGUCUGUUCAGAACGAUGUUGUGCGAUCCCAAUAAAAUAGCCGAUUUAGUACCGGUAGAUAUGGUUAUAAAUUUGAUGAUCGUAUCGGCUUGGAGGAUAGCCCACAGUCCAUCGAAGGAAAUAUUGGUGUAUAACUGUUGUACAGGCAUGCGAAAGCCGAUCAAAUGGAAGGAUUUCGUGCACUUGUGCUUCAAAUACAGUCGAAAGCAUCCGGUGAUGGACGUGUCGUUUUAUCCGGCCGGUUCGGUGACGUCGCAUCGGUACGUCAACAACGUGAGGAAGUACCUGUUGCAUUGGUUGCCCGCCUACGUAGUGGAUACGGUGGUGCGGAUUUGGGGCGGCAAACCCAUAUUAUUAAGGAUACAAGACAAAUUAGACAAGGCCGCCGUGUGUUUGGAAUAUUUCGCGACGAACGAAUGGCGAUUCGACGACGAGAACGUCAGACAGUUGGCGUUGACUUUGAGCGAAUCGGAUAGGGAGGAAUUUUGUUUCGACGUCGCCAAAAUAGAUUGGAACAAUUAUUUAGAAAAUUACGUUUUGGGCAUUAGAAGAUUUAUAUUCAAAGAAGACGCCUCGACGUUACCGAAGGCCAGGAGGCAGGUAUCUAGGUUAUAUUGGACGUACAAAAUCACACAAGUGUUGUCUGUAUUGUGCAUUUGGCACUUUUUGGCGCUGCGCUACGCCCCCCUGCGACGCCUCUGGAGCAACGCCCUGCGGCUGUUGUUGCACAUAGCCAGAAUGCUGCCAUUUAUAUAAAAAAAAAAACAAACCUAUAUAAACAAAAAGAAUAAAACAACCGUUGAAGGCGAAACGAUAGAGAGAUGCAAAUAACAUAAGUAAUAAUAAAUUUGCGAAAUUAGUACGACGAUUGUUUUGUGAAGCUAUAGUUGGCGAAUAAUUGUCGAAGGAGGAAGUCUUCUUUCGCGACCAAAUAUUGAUGGAUUUAUUUUUUUUUCGUUUUAAAAAAAACUAUAAAUUGUUAAACGAUACGUACAAAUUGUUGACAUGCGAUUGGAUUACUUUUUAUAGUCGUGCUUCCGAUAAAAUCGCUUACCCUUCCGAGUAUUCUUCUGGUCUAGAAAUCCUCACGCACAAAAUAAUGUUUGGGUGCAGUUGGCCCAACUCCAUUUUUACUCCGAAAGCUCGUUUAUAUACUCUCCAAUAAAUGUUAUGUUCUCCAAACACUAAAUUGGUUUGUUCUAACAAAGUUAGUAAACUAUUUUUCGUCAAAACUCCAUUACUCUCGUAGCGUUUGUUAGGACAAACUUUGUUGGUUAUUUUGAAUGGCCAUUUCUGUGUUCAAAAUGUGUCCGAUAAAUGUAAGAAAUACGGGGUGUUAAUUAAUUGAGCGACGAUACUUCAGGAUGUGAAUAUUUGGAUGAUUUUAAGA
Molecule: messenger RNA, 2675 nt
Organism: Phyllotreta striolata
Lineage: Eukaryota; Metazoa; Arthropoda; Insecta; Coleoptera; Chrysomelidae
Source: the annotation of a GenBank genome assembly